Molecule: messenger RNA, 2407 nt
Organism: Xyrauchen texanus (razorback sucker)
Lineage: Eukaryota; Metazoa; Chordata; Actinopteri; Cypriniformes; Catostomidae
Gene: poli
Product: polymerase (DNA directed) iota
Exons: 10
Coding region: 105-2252 (715 amino acids)
Biological process (GO): translesion synthesis
Molecular function (GO): damaged DNA binding; DNA-directed DNA polymerase activity
Source: RefSeq, a predicted model, not a curated record
AUCUAGGUGGCGACGGCUUUUGCUGUUGAUAAAAACAAGUGGUGUGUAAUUUUGUUUCUGUGAAUUACAUAUCCACGUCUCUGUCUCUGGUUGUUGUUCUAGUAAUGAUGGACAUGGACGAGGGUGAAGACAAUGAGUGGGAUCGCAGUUUAGAGUCAGACAUGCUGGAAACAGAAUGCACUAACAGAGUUCCAGCCAUCUCUCAUAGAGUGAUCCUACACUUUGACCAAGACUGCUUCUAUGCACAAGUUGAGAUGAUCCGAAAUCCAGCUCUGCGGAACAAGCCUCUAGGUAUACAGCAGAAAUAUAUUAUAGUGACUUGUAAUUAUGUUGCGAGAGAGCUUGGUGUGACUAAGCUGAUGUCAGUGACUGAUGCGGUGGAGAAAUGCCCGCAGCUGGUGCUUGUGAAUGGAGAAGAUCUCACCCAUUAUAGAGAGAUGUCCUAUAAAGUUACUGAACUGCUGAUGUCAUAUUGCCCCCUGGUGGAGAGACUGGGCUUUGAUGAGAACUUUGUGGAUAUUACGGAAAUGGUGGAGAGAAGACUGAAGGAGACCUGUAUUUCAGAUCUCUCCUUCAACGGACACGUAUACAAACACAAAUCUUCAGAUGUGGUGAUUGAUGAGGAGAAUGCUUGUCUGGCUGUCGGCUCUAUGGUAGCAGCUGAACUCAGGCAGGCCAUGUUCAGUACACUGGGACUAACUGGCUGUGCUGGAAUUGCUAACAGCAAACUCUUAGCCAAGCUGGUGUCAGGCACCUUUAAACCCAACCAGCAGACCACACUUCUUCCAUACAGCACUGCAGAGCUCAUGAGCAGCCUUACAGGACUGCGUAGAGUGCCUGGAAUUGGAUACAGGACAGGUGAGAAGCUGAAGGCUCUGGGUCUGGUCAGUGUGCAAGAUCUGCAGUUAUUCCCUCUGCCUGAACUAGUGAAGGAGUUCGGGGAAGUGAUGGCUAAAAGGAUUCAGAACCUCGCCUGUGGCAACGACGACUCUCCAGUCACACCGGCAGGUCCUCCUCAGUCUCUAAGCGAUGAGGACUCAUUCAAGAAAAUUUCUACACUAGCAGAAGUCACAAAGAAAAUAGAAGAUCUACUCAUCAGCCUUACUGAGAGGAUGUAUAAAGAUGGCAGGCAGCCCCACACGUUCAGACUAACGAUUCGCAAAUACUCAGCCACUAAUCGCUGGUUCAACCGAGAGAGCAGACAAUGUCCUAUUCCCAACCACACCGGGCUCAAGAUCACAUGUGGAAGCAGUGAGGCUCUGCCCCAGUUACUUUCAAUGGCAAUGAAGCUCUUUCAUAAAGUGGUGGACUUACGUGAGCCGUUCCAUUUGACCCUACUGAAUGUGUGCUUCAGUAACCUGCAGGCCAAAUGCUCCAGCAAGAGAUCCAUCGUCUCUUUCUUUGCACAGAAAUCCCCUGCUAUGGUACCAAUGUCAUCUCAGCAGCAGGUGGAACCUGAUCUCUGUGAGUCUUUUGCAAGUUCCCAGUUCACUCAGGCAGAUGUUUUGCCUACAGAAGAUAAUACACGGAGCAGCAUGAUGCCAUUAAAACACAUAUUGAUGACCUCAACCCCAAAAUCACAGACUGAGCAAUCUCUAAUCAGGCCAAAACCUUUCAUAUUUCCUAGAAAGCCUGUUUUAAAGAACUCAGAUGCUACAUACAUGAACGCAAAAGAGUCUUGCAAAGUAUUCGUAGAAAAAGUGUGUUCCAGUCUGCCUCCAGAUGUUGAUCCGGAAGUAUUCAAACUCCUACCUGAACAUAUUCAGAUGGAGCUGAUUUCUAGCUUUCAAAAUGAAGACUCUGUACAGCUUUACAACAGACCCGCUGGCCCAUCUUCCAAAUAUUCUGACCCCACAGAUCACUCUGUGUUCAGUUUCAGCCAGCCAAGAACGUCAGCAUCUUGUGAGUCAGCACUGACUUGUAACAGAAAUUGUGGAUUCAACGAGACAUGUUCCUCUCACCAGUCCUCCAUAGAAGUCAAUUCUGAGUAUGGUAAAGCCUCAGAAUGCUGUGGUAACCCUCCCACACCCCAAACACCUCAAUCCGAUGUUCCUCCAAAUGUGGACCCUUAUGUGUUCUCUCAACUUCCUGUUGAUGUGCAGAGAGACUUACAGAGAGAGUGGAGACAACAGAAGUCUGUUCUAAAAAUCCCCACAAAACACUCACACAAAACCUCCAAUGCCAGAGACAAGAGGACUACUGCUAAAGACAGCCAGUGUAACAACAUCCUGAAAUAUUUUAAACCCAACUAAGAACAUUUUUUAGUGUCACUUGAGUGCCUGUAUAUGAUGUCAGAAAUUGUUAUAAAUAAAUAGAAAUUAUGUAAACCAUAUGUAUAAUUAUAUAGCCUAUAUGCCAUUUUAAGGAUUUCAAUAAUAGUUUGUUUUGUUUACAAAAAUUGUUGUUA